AAGAAUAGCUGGUAUUUUAAGCAAAAGUGUAGUAAAAGCAUGCUGCAUCAUAUGACAUUUCGAUUUGUACGUGAUAUAUCCACUGUGAACGCGGGUCAAACAUAUGAAUACGAACUAUUGCUAUAGAUUUUGCUCACGAGGGGGACAGUUUGCUGCAUUAAAAACCGUUGAGACAACAUUGAAAAUCGCAAUAAAAACGUGAACCAAAAAUGUCUUUGAUUGCACGAUCUGUUUGUCGUACUCUAAGCCAGGCAUCCCGGGGAGUUCACACAACUGCAUGUGUUCAACAGGCUGCCAAACCAGAGAAACGCAUUAGAUGCACCUUGAUUCCCGGUGAUGGUGUCGGCCCUGAACUUGUUUACUCCGUACAGGAAGUGUUUAAAGCUGCAAACGUCCCGGUGGACUUUGAAACGUUCUUCUUUUCCGAAAUCAAUCCAGUGCUGAGCUCAAAACUCGAGGAUGUCACCGCAUCCAUUCAGAAAAAUAAGAUUUGUCUAAAGGGUAUUUUAGCGACACCAGAUUACAGUCGAACUGGUGAGCUGCAGACAUUGAACAUGAAAUUACGAAACGAAUUGGAUUUGUUUGCCAAUGUUGUCCAUGUACGCAGUUUGCCUGGUGUCAAAACCCGUCACAAUAAUAUUGAUUGUGUUAUUAUUCGUGAACAAACUGAAGGCGAAUACUCAGCAUUGGAACAUGAAUCGGUUGAUGGGGUUGUCGAGUGCUUAAAAAUUAUUACCGCUAAAAAAUCGAUGCGCAUUGCGAAAUUCGCAUUCGAUUAUGCCACCAAAAAUAACCGCAAGAAGGUGACCUGCGUCCACAAAGCCAACAUCAUGAAACUUGGAGAUGGUUUGUUCUUGCGAAGCUGUGAAGAGAUCUCGAAACUGUAUCCACGUAUCCAAUUCGAGAAAAUGAUCGUUGAUAACACAACUAUGCAGCUUGUAUCAAACCCGCAUCAGUUUGACGUGAUGGUAACGCCAAAUUUGUAUGGUAGCAUCGUUGAUAAUAUUGCUUGCGGUUUGGUGGGUGGUGCCGGUGUUGUAGCUGGUGCUUCCUAUUCGGCUGAAACUUGCGUCUUUGAACCGGGUGCGCGUCACACAUUCUCCGAAGCUGUAGGAAAAAAUGUUGCCAAUCCAACUGCCAUGCUUUUGUGCAGCGCAAAAUUGUUGCGUCACGUCAAUUUGCACAACUACAGCGAUAUGAUAACGAAUGCAAUUAAUCGUGUAUUGAAAGCGGGCAAAGUACGAACCAAAGAUCUUGGUGGCCAAAAUACAACCAACGAGUUCACUUUGGCUGUUAUUGCAAAUCUUAAAUAAGUUACCGAAGUAUCCUUUGUGAUGUCAAACAAGUGAAUGAAGAAAACCAACAAAAUUACCGUUCGCAUACUCUCUGUUCCUUCCCCCAAUACGUUUCCCACCAGAACAGAUUUCUCCUUGGACAUACUCUCUCCCAAACCAAAAUUGCGCCUUCUGACAUACUCUGCUAGUGAAGACAACCCACAUAGUUUGAGUAGUUGAGAAAAAAAAACCUUAGUUCCUCUCUAUCUCCCAUAUACAAAAUUCUCCCAUUUUCCAUCCGCAAUCCUUCAUAAUCCACUCGAAAUUGAAAGUCCCUUUUAGACUAAUUACUUUUCAUUUUUGCCGAAACCAACCAGAAUAACAAAACAAAAAACUAGGCAAAUUGAAAUGUUAACUUGAAUCUUCGUCUUUUUUCGGCAAGUUUCAGUUCAAGUUUUGAAAGUUUGUAAAUGAAUUCAUAUUUAUGCAAUUUAUUUAAAUGAUCUAGACAAUAUGAUAUUUAAAAACAAAACAGAAAAAAAUAAACUUAAUUGUUUCAUUAAAAGAAAAA
Molecule: messenger RNA, 1845 nt
Organism: Sitodiplosis mosellana (orange wheat blossom midge)
Lineage: Eukaryota; Metazoa; Arthropoda; Insecta; Diptera; Cecidomyiidae
Gene: Idh3b
Product: isocitrate dehydrogenase [NAD] subunit beta, mitochondrial
Exons: 10
Coding region: 210-1313 (367 amino acids)
Biological process (GO): tricarboxylic acid cycle; isocitrate metabolic process
Cellular component (GO): mitochondrion
Molecular function (GO): oxidoreductase activity, acting on the CH-OH group of donors, NAD or NADP as acceptor; NAD binding; magnesium ion binding
Source: RefSeq, a predicted model, not a curated record